Molecule: messenger RNA, 1049 nt
Organism: Ostrinia furnacalis (Asian corn borer)
Lineage: Eukaryota; Metazoa; Arthropoda; Insecta; Lepidoptera; Crambidae
Product: phytanoyl-CoA dioxygenase, peroxisomal-like
Exons: 8
Coding region: 1-873 (290 amino acids)
Biological process (GO): fatty acid alpha-oxidation
Molecular function (GO): phytanoyl-CoA dioxygenase activity
Source: RefSeq, a predicted model, not a curated record
AUGGAAAAGUCAGCUCGCGAGUACAAGCUGUCAGCUGAAGAGAAGCAGUUCUUCGCUGAUAAUGGGUACCUGGUCAUCAGGCAGUUAUACGACACUGCGGCUUGUGAAAACUUAAGGAAGAGAUUCCUGCAAGUGGUGAAUAAAGAAGUGAAAAGAGGCAGAAUGGCGGUCAUCGAGGACUUAGAAUUGAAGAAGAAGACGAAUAUUCCAGAAGAAUAUGUCAACAAGCUCAACUCAUUGAGUUACGACUCAGAGUUCCAGAAGCACACUGAAGACGCUCGGAUGUUGGACGUCCUGUCACAGCUGCUGACAAAAGACACUGUCAUCAUGAACAGCAUGCUCAUCAACAAGCCUCCGGGCACUCCGUGGCAUCCUCCUCACCAGGACGUGUACCACAUACCCCUGAGACCAGUAGACAAGAUCCUGACGACCUGGACAGCCGUAGACGAGGCCACACAAGACAACGGCUGCUUAUUCGUCAUCCCGGGGUCGCACAAGGCUAAUAUCAUAUACGAGGAGCAUAUCUUACCGGGUUUCGUCAACAGCUUAUUCUUCUCGAUAAAAGAUUUAGACCUCCUUGCUCCAAUGAACAAGUGGGUGGCGCUGCCCAUGAGGCCUGGAGACACUGUCUUCAUCAACUCCUUGCUGAUACACGGCUCGUUCCCAAAUACCACCAAGAAAUACCGCAAAGCCAUCACCAACGUAUACGCGUCAGCUGAAUGCGCGUACGUGGACGUGACUGGGACGGUGCAGGAGCCCUUCGCCAUUGAAGCCAUGAAGGAGCUGAGGAAAAGGGGCUAUGAGUUCGCGAACUAUAAGGACGCCUGGCGAUUCAGAAGCAAAAAGAUUGGGAAAUCAAAAUCUAAAUUAUAAGUUUUUAACUUAUAAUAAUAUAGAUAUAACUAAUAUUGUAGACCAAGUACCUAUCAAGGUGUUAUUUGUAGAUUUUUUCAAGUUAUUUAUACAUAAUUUUCAUAUCAAGGUGUUGUUUAGAUGCAGUACAAAAAUAUAGUUUUAGUUAUAUUAUCUGUGGUUUUAGUACACCUACG